ACCACCUGAGAACCUCCUGGACCUCCUCAGGACCUCCUGGACCUCCUGAGAACCUCCUGGACCACCUGAGAACCUCCUGGACCACCUGAGAACCUCCCGAACCACCCCCACCAUGUCCUCCACCCUGAUCCUCACCGUCUACAUCCUCACCUUCACCAUCGGCUUCCCGGCCAACAUCUUCACCUUGACCGUCCUGGCCACCAAAUGCGGCCGCUCCAACCCGUCCUUGACCUCCUGCGACCUCCUGCUCCUCAACCUGACCUUCUCCGACCUCCUCCUCCUCCUCUUCCUCCCUCUCAAGAUGGCCGAGGCGGCGGCCGGGAUGGUUUGGCCGUUGCCGGCCGUUUGGUGUCCGGUGGUGAAUUUCUGUUUCUACUCCAGCAUGUAUCUGAGCGGGCUUUUCCUGGCGGCCCUGAGCCUCAGGAGAUACCUGGGCGUGGUGGCCCCCGUCCGCUUCAGGGAGCGCAGGAGACCCGGACGGGUCCUGGCGGUCAGCGGGGUCAUCUGGUUGGUGGCCUGCGGUCACUGCUCCGUCGUCUUCGUGGCCGAGUUGGGUGGGAGAGGAGAAGGUGACGGUGGUGACGUUGGUGGCGUCGGUGACGUUGGUGGCGUUGGUGGCCCCAAGGUUGACCCCGUUGACCCCAAGACCUUCAACCCUCUUGACCCCAAGUUUGACCCCAAGGUUGACCCCAAGGUUGACCCCAUUGGCCACUUUGACCCCAAGGUUGACCCCAAGGUUGACCCCAUUGACCCCAAGGUUGACCCCAAGGUUGUCCCCGUUGACCCCAAGGUUGACCCCAAGACCUUCAACCCUCUUGACCCCAAGGUUGACCCCAUUGACCCCAAGGUUGACCCCAUUGACCACUUUGACCUCAUUGACCCCAAGGUUGACCCCAAGACCUUCAACCUCAAAUUCUCCAACCCCAGUGACCCCAGCUACGACGACUUCUCCCCCUCCCAGCUCCGCUUCGUCCUCCCCUUGCGCCUCGAGUUCUUCUUCGUCCUCUUCCUCGCCCCCUUCUCCCUCACCCUCUUCUGCUCGGCCGCCUUCGCCCGCGCCCUCCUGGCGCGCCCGGCGCUGCCGGCGCCCAAACGCCGCCGCGCCGUGGGGCUGGCGGUGGCCAGCGCCGUCAUCUUCGGCGUUUGCUUCGCCCCCUACAACGUCUCGCACGUGGUGGGGUUCUGGCAGGGCCGCAGCCCCGGCUGGCGCGUCUACGCCACCCUCCUGAGCGGCCUCAACGCCGCCCUGGACCCGCUGGUGUUUUAUUGCUCCUCGGGGAGGGUGAGGAGGGCGCUGGGAGGGGUGGGGAGGUGGAUGAGGAGGCGGUGGGAGGGUUAG
This is a messenger RNA of Poecile atricapillus (Black-capped chickadee), 1339 nucleotides long. RefSeq lists its product as uncharacterized. Gene Ontology annotation, molecular function: G protein-coupled receptor activity. Bases 113 to 1339 code for a protein of 408 amino acids. The transcript has 4 exons. Gene Ontology annotation, biological process: cellular response to fatty acid; G protein-coupled receptor signaling pathway. The record is from RefSeq and is a predicted model, not a curated record. Gene Ontology annotation, cellular component: plasma membrane. Lineage: Eukaryota; Metazoa; Chordata; Aves; Passeriformes; Paridae.